This is a messenger RNA of Myotis myotis, 2838 nucleotides long. It is a transcript of the gene PIGW, whose product is annotated as phosphatidylinositol glycan anchor biosynthesis class W. Gene Ontology annotation, cellular component: endoplasmic reticulum; membrane. The transcript has 2 exons. Lineage: Eukaryota; Metazoa; Chordata; Mammalia; Chiroptera; Vespertilionidae. The coding region runs from base 885 to 2444 and encodes 519 amino acids. The record is from RefSeq and is a predicted model, not a curated record. Gene Ontology annotation, biological process: protein localization to plasma membrane; GPI anchor biosynthetic process. Gene Ontology annotation, molecular function: glucosaminyl-phosphatidylinositol O-acyltransferase activity.
UCCCGACGCGGUGGUGGAAAAGGACUUGUAGUUUUUUGUUUUUUUCAAUGUACUUCAUUGAUUUUUUACAAAGAGGGAGGGAAAGAGCCAGAAACAUUGAUGAGAGAGAAACAUCGAUCAGCUGCCUCCUGCACACUCCCCACAGGGGCUGUGCCGCAACCAAGGUACAUGCCCUUGACCGGAAUCGAACCUGGGACCCUUGAGUCUGCAGGCCGAUGCUCUAUCCGCUGAGCCAAACCGGCCAGGGCAGGACUUGUAGUUUUAAGCCAGCCGAUCGGUUUGUUACCGGCUUAAGCCGUCAUGAAUUCAUUUAUUCUACAUCGUUCUUGUUGGACUAACAAAUGUGUUCGCAUGUGCCACUUUUCAGACAUUGCUGUGUGGCCGAGAGGCGUUUUAUAAAACAACCCCAGUAUGUGCUAUACUAUACGGCCCCCCCCCCCCCCCCCCUUAGCCUCCAUUCUGCCUAACGUAUAUCUAACGUGAAAUUCAGCACCUGUAAAUGUAAGGAGCAGCCUGGGGCUCAAGAGGCCACUGGGGGACUCAGAUGUGUGUCCUGGAGGCUCUGAACAAAAACCAAGGCCCCAACUACCAAGUGUACUUGAAUGCCUUCUCUGUCCCUGCCCUUCCCCUCUGUCUGAUCUAACGUAUAGCCAUUUUCAUUACAUAAUCGUCAUGACAGACCAUGUUUUGUAAUAGGAAUUUCUGUCCGACCGUGGGAUUUUUUUUUUUUUUUAAUCAUCCCAAAUGUACUUUUUUGUGAGUCUGCCUUAUACUGAAAAUAGCUAAAGCUUUUUAACCAAUAAUUUCAUGCUAUUAGUGUAACAUUCGUAUCCUCAUGUAUUAGUGUUAGGCUUCUUCCCACAAUCCUUCGAAGAGGAAGUCACAUGACAGACCUAGGUUCUACUCUGAAAUUUAAGAUAAAAGAAGAAGAAAAAAUGUCUCAAAAGCAGAUGAAGGAAGCUUUUGUUAGUAACCACAAUGGAACCAGCGUGCUGGAAAUUACCCAGGGCUUGUGCUUGCCUGUGGUCUGCAUCCUGUGCAGAGGGCUCCUGAUCAUUCUCUCACAGCACUUGUGGUCUUCACAUACCUGGAGAACUCGAUUCUUCAUUGACUUUGUUUUCCUAAUAGUUCCCAUGGUGACCACUUUGACCAUUUUGUCUUCCUUUGUAUACCUUGAGCACCUCACUGUAAUUAUCUUUGGGGCAGGGCUAUUCUAUCAAAUAUACUGCCGGAGAACUUGCUAUGCCAGAAUGCCUGUCCAGAAAAUACUUGAAAAAUUCUUAAAAAUUAGUCUAGAAUCAGAAUACAUUCCAGCCAUCUCCUGUUUCCGUGUAAUUAACAGUGCCUUUACUGCUGUUGCCAUUUUGGCUGUGGACUUCCCACUUUUCCCCAGAAGAUUAGCCAAAACUGAGCUCUACGGGACAGGAGCAAUGGAUUUUGGAGUAGGAGGCUUUGUGUUUGGAACUGCAAUGGUUUGUCCAGAGAUUAGGAGAAAAUGUAUGGAAGGGUCCAGAUUUGAUCAUUUUACAAAGUCAUUGUACUCUGUUUGGCCAUUAGUCUUCCUAGGAGUAGGACGAUUAAUCAUUAUAAAAUCCAUAGGCUAUCAGGAACAUUUAACUGAGUAUGGAGUUCAUUGGAACUUUUUCUUUACCUUAAUAGUUGUGAAAUUGAUAACAUCACUGCUUUUGAUGUUUUUCCCACCUAAUAAAUCCUGGAUUGUGGCCAUUGGCAUCACUGUAUUAUACCAGCUAGCCCUUGACUUGACCCCAUUGAAAAGGUUAAUUUUGUAUGGCACUGAUGGCAGUGGCACAAGGGUUGGUUUAUUAAAUGCCAACCGAGAAGGAAUAAUGUCUACCUUGGGGUAUGUGGCAAUACACAUGGCUGGUGUGCAAACAGGGUCAUAUGUGCUUAAAAAAAGAUCACAUAUCAAAGACUGGAUAAAAGUAGCGUAUUGUAUUCUACUGUUAGCUAUUAGCCUCUUUGUAUCUCUGUACAUAGUUCAGGUAAAGGUAGAAGCAGCAUCUAGAAGAAUGGCCAAUUUAGCCUUUUGUAUUUGGAUAGUUGCUUCUAGCUUGAUCCUUCUUAGUAGUUUAUUACUGGGUGAUAUACUUUUGAGUUUUGCCAAAUUUCUAAUUCAAGGGGCUCUAGUACCAUGUUCUUGGAAACUUAUCCAGUCUCCUGCUACAGAUAAAAAGCAUUCAGAAUCUCUAGUCUCUGAAGCUGAAAGAAAGAAACCCAGUCUUUGUUUAAUCACAGCUAUAAACAGAAACCAGUUGAUUUUUUUCUUGCUGUCAAAUAUAACAACUGGCCUAAUCAACCUGUUGGUAGAUACAUUGCACAGCAGUACCUUGUGGGCCUUCUUUGUGCUCAAUCUUUAUAUGUUUAUCAACUGUUUAAUUAUAUAUAUGCUACACUUGCAAGAUAAGACUAUAAAAUUUUGGUGAUCAAUAGGGGUUGGAUGUGUGUGUGUGAUGAGGAAUUAAUGAGAAUAGUAAAUGUGAAGAACACGGGCUUUUGGCAGUCUAGUGUUAACUAUAUUUUAUUAUAAAAUUAAGAGUUUCAGUCCUUUUCUAUAACAGUAGUGAGGCUUAAUAUUUUAAUGUAUCUCUACACUAUGUAAAACAAACGAAUGGAGAAGAAACAAGGCCUUAUGGCUUGUUAGAAUGUUAAAUUUCAGUAUUUUAAAGAAACUAUUGUAUUUAUAGUUGUGACACUGGAAGAUUGGAGGAUGGGGAGGAAGUUUUUAAUUUAUCUUUAUCACCUUAUACCAUCUGUAUUUUUUAUUGUAUGUAUUUUAUAAUCCUUACAUUAAAACAGUGUGAAUUGUGGAAUUGUCAA